ACCAAAAUUAUUAUGUCUACUCCAGAUUAAAACAAUUCAUUAGAUUGUGGCACUAUGUUGAAGGUUUAUGUUAUAUUCACCUUGGUGUUACCUGCGCUUGUCUCCAGUAGUGUGGAAAGCAAUGGCCGGGUUAUGGAUCACACUACCUUUAUCAGCGCAAACUGAUACAAGAAACGGUCUAUGAAUGGGGAGCAGCGAGGAUUUAGUAUCUUAACGAUUGAUGAAUUUUCACAAGCAACAAAUGUUACAAUGUAUGGUUGGCAAGUAGUCGGCAACGUAACCUACACCAAUGCUUUCCUAAACUCCAUACAGAAGCUAGAGAUCAGGAACAUGAUCCAGCACGUAUCGAGAUGGGUUGUCGAUGGCGAACGGGUUCCGAUGGCUUCCGUUCGUGGCACCCUCUUUUUAUUCGAUUCUUCAUAUGGAUACGACGUUCUCUUUGAUGAGCUGGAUGUAGGUUUGCAUAGAUUCACUGGCUCGUUUGGGUACACGAGGACUGAAAUUGUAUUUGAGAUCCAGAAAAACUUGAUCACGAAUAAGCUAUCGGCGUCAGCGACUCUGAUUAACCUAUCAGGAGGCUACGCGAGGAUGGUGUACCUUCCUGCUAACAAUAUUACCGAAGUACUUUCCAGAGAAUUUUCCGCGAUCACAGCUUUUGAGAGUAUUCGGAACUGGGCAAGAAAUAUAUUGGGUCCUAUCAUGUUGGAAAUAGCUGAAACAAAAGUCGAAUUCCCGAAGAUCUGCUUCAGUAAUAGUGUUUGUUGAUUAAAUGUUUCCAAAAAUGU
Manduca sexta (tobacco hornworm) is the source of this 785-nucleotide messenger RNA. RefSeq lists its product as uncharacterized. NCBI's taxonomy places the organism in Eukaryota, Metazoa, Arthropoda, Insecta, Lepidoptera, Sphingidae. The record is from RefSeq and is a predicted model, not a curated record. Bases 181 to 765 code for a protein of 194 amino acids. The transcript has 5 exons.